This is a messenger RNA of Marchantia polymorpha subsp. ruderalis, 1499 nucleotides long. The record is from the annotation of a GenBank genome assembly. NCBI's taxonomy places the organism in Eukaryota, Viridiplantae, Streptophyta, Marchantiopsida, Marchantiales, Marchantiaceae.
GGGCGUUGGACAAACAACAUGCAACCUCGCAGCUUUGCCCGUUCUAAACCUCUCUUUGUAGAAGAAAGAGUGUCCAUCCUGUUUGACGAAUUCUGUUCUUCCAUUUCACGGAAUGGAAUCCUGUACCGCAGGCACCGCCGCUUCAUUAGCAGUCAUGGCCACGGUGUUCCACUGAGAUGAAUGUGGAAUAUCUCCAAGCCUCGCAGUCUGAUGUGUUCGUCAAUGAAAUCCGAAACGAAGAGUGCGGAGUUCAUCAGAAAGGCAGUACUUUUGCUGAAGCUCUCGCCUGCUUAAAACCUUAACGCGUCUUCCGUAGAGUCUAAAGUGAAAAUUUGCAAGCAUAUGGAAAUCAGCCAUCUUUUCAUCUGUGAGCUUUAGGGAGUCCGGCCAUCGAGUCAAAAUGAAGCGCAUCUCGUCAUCUUUCUGUAUCCUAUUCUCGGUGGUUCUGGUGCUCGCUUUGUCAGUAUCCAUAUGCAAGCCGAUCGAUGCAUUCAGUACCAGUGGGCUCCCACAAUACGCAGGUGCUAUGAGUGGAAGUUUGAUGGGCCAGGCCGCUGGAAGGGACGCUCUGCAAACUAAUGCAGCCACUGAAGAUUGCAAGAACAAGAACACAAUCGAGGAGUGCCCGAUAUGCGACGCCGCUUGCUGCGCUAGAGCUCGACCUUGCUCCGUUCCUGUGGGUUGCAAACCAGGGGACUGCUCAGCUGCUUUCAGAUAGCACAAGAUUUAUUGCCAUCAAACGGAUGUGCUCUCCAAGAAUCGAAAUAAGAUUUAGGAUGUGCUGGCACGGGUAGAGAAAGCUCAUUCUGCUCGAGGUCCAUGUGGAGCUUCAUCUAGCAGCGGAUCGGUCCACCUCCAAAUUGUGCUUGAGCGUGCUCGAUUCAACGAGAGAAUAAAACAUGAAGUCGACUGACAGGUACGAAAGGCUCAAGGACCAGAGCAGUGGUCACAAGAAACCGUUAGUAGCUCAUGGUACCAUUCAUGUGCACACGGUAGUUCGUAAAAUCCAGCGGAUCUUGUUGGCUUGAAGAGUUGUUCUGGUCCUCCCGGUGUGAGCCUUGGAACUGCGUCCAGUUCACAUUUCCGGGCUCUUCUUCCUUUGGUAAGUGCACUCUGCCACGUGGCUCCCUGCCACUGGUGCUCAGGUUAAAGACUCAUGGCUGAUCAGUGAUCAGCCAUGAGUCUGUGAUCAGUGAUCACAGACCCUAAUCUGUGAUCAGUGAUCACAGAUUAGGGUUUGUCUGACCAAUAAUGAGCUUACAGCGCCACACAUCUCGAAAGUUCCUUUAUAUUUAUUUUGCUCUUACAUCCGUUCACAACGCUGAGGUUUCAGCAAGAAUUGGGUGGGAAUGUAACUGCUAAUUGCAGUGGUAAUUAUGUGAUCAUAGAGUGUAAUCAUAUUGGGAUCUCAAUAUUGCUGACGUUAAUUUCCAUCUACAAGCAGUUGCAGAUGGGAAUAAUAUACUAGCGUAUAGUAUAUUAUGUUCUUUGCAUCUGGA